GUUAAUUCGAAGUAAAACGACAGCUUGUGUAUAGUUUCUACUAACAUAAGAAUCAGUAUAAUGCACUUUAAUUUACUUUAAUGUUUGUUAAAUAAGGAAAAAUAUUUUCCCAUGGCUGAUAAAGACGAUGAUAUCAAUAUUGAUAAGGAUACUGGAAAAAAGGAUAGUCCUCUUAGAAGGCUUCUUGGGACUAUCUGGAAUACAAGAUACACAUCUGAUGUGAAAGAAGACCAGGAACUUUUGGUCCAGAGAACAUUUCGCGAGUUGGUUAUCUAUGUUUUAUUUCUAAUAUUUGUCUGUAUUAUUGCUUUUGGAAUGUCCUCAACCAACAUGUACUAUUACACCAAAGUGAUGAUGGAUCUUUUUCUUGAAGUGAAGAGUCCUGAAGGUAUUUCAUUCCGCACCAUUUCUAGUGUGGAUGAUUUUUGGAAGUUUGCUAAAGGUCCCUUGUUAAACAGCUUAUACUGGGAGAAGUGGUAUAACAAUGAGCCUCUUCCUGCCAGCACAUUUGGUUAUAUUUACUAUGAGAAUAAGUUGCUCGGAGUCCCUCGUCUGCGCCAACUAAGAGUGAGUACAAACUCCUGUACAGUGAAUGAAGAGUUUGAGACCUUCAUCACAGACUGCUAUGCCAUGUACAGUAAAGAUGACGAAGACACGUCUGACUUUGGCCGAGCUGCACAAGAACCUAAUGAGACGGCAUGGAAGUACCAGUCUCAAGACACACUGAAAGGUUUCAUGUAUUGGGGAAAAAUUCAUCUGUACAGUGGCGGGGGUUAUAUUAAGGAUCUACACAUCAACAAGGAGACGUCCAAUCAAAUCAUCAACCAACUUAUUGAUAAACUUUGGAUACAGCGAGGGGCUAGAGCUGUCUUUAUUUCGUUCACUGUUUACAAUGCAAACAUAAAUCUCUUCUGUGUUAUAACGCUUCUGGUAGAGUUUCCAGCAACGGGAGGUGCUAUUCCUUCUUGGACUUUCCACACAGUCAAACUAAUUCGUUAUGUGACAACAUUUGAUAUGUUUAUACUGGGAUGUGAAGUUGUUUUUGUUAUAUUUGUCUUGUAUUAUAUCAUUGAGGAAAUCAUGGAGAUCAGCUUUACAGGAUAUCGUUAUUUCUUGGACUUUUGGAAUAUCUUGGACGUGGUCUUGCUGUUUGUCGCCAUUGUUUGUAUAACUUUCAAUGUCUAUCGCUCGUUGACCAUCAUGUCCAAGUUACAAGAGCUUCUGAGCAACCCCUUGCAAUAUGCUCCUUUUGAAAAUAUUGGAUUCUGGGAAGUGAGAUUCAAUAAUGCUGUGGCAAUAACAGUCUUUAUAGCAUGGGUUAAGGUGUUCAAGUACAUCAGCUUUAAUAAAACGAUGACCCAGUUGUCCACUACACUCAGCCGUUGUGCCAAAGAUCUUCUUGGGUUUUUCAUCAUGUUUUUCAUUGUGUUCCUAGCAUUUACUCAACUGGGUUUUCUUUUGUUUGGCACGCAGGUCAAUGACUUCAGUACUUUUAUGAACUCAUUCUUCACUUUGUUCCGCAUUAUCUUGGGAGAUUUUGACUUCCACCAGCUGGAACAAGCCAAUCGGAUUCUCGGUCCUAUCUUCUUCAUGCUGUUUGUUUUCUUCGUCUUCUUUGUUUUGAUCAACAUGUUCUUGGCCAUCAUCAAUGACACGUACUCAGAGGUCAAGUCGGACAUGGCCAAACAAACUGAUCAGUUCAUCAUGUCAGACUACAUCAGACAGGGCUAUCAAAGAAUCUGGAGUAAAUUGGGUGGUAAGAAAGACAACAAGAUGGAAGGCUAUGAGAAAAUUUUAUCUGGAGAACUGUCAGGCAAGGCCGUGCAUUUUGAAGAUUGGAAAAAAGAACUCAAGAAGUCUGGCUACAAUGAAGAAGAGAUUGAGGAAGUGUUUGCUAAGUAUGAUAUAGAUGGAGACAGAGUCUUAGAUCCAGUGGAACAAGCCAAAAUGUUGGAAGAGCUUCAGAAAAUUACAGCUAUGAUGGAUGCCAGCAAACAAAAAGAGGGAGCCCAUGCCUUUGAUGAAGUCAACGAAGAGGACAGUGAUGAGGAGAAAGCUGGUCAUCCAGGUGGAGGGGGAGAUAAUGUAGGCAUGGAUGACUUUAUGGCUCUGACCCGACGAGUGGACAGGAUGGAAACCACGUUAAAAGGAAUGAUCAAUAACAUUGAUGCUGUGUUGGUGAAUCUUGUGCAUAAAGUUCAGAGAUAAAUAUUGGAAGAGAUGAAGGUUAUACUUAUGUGCACAGUGUUUUUGUUGUCUAUUUUCUGUUACCAAGCAUUAAAAUUUUGAUGCCAGAAGCAAAUGUUCUUUUCUAUAGAAUCACAAUACAGUUUGAAAACUUUA
Molecule: messenger RNA, 2343 nt
Organism: Biomphalaria glabrata
Lineage: Eukaryota; Metazoa; Mollusca; Gastropoda; Planorbidae
Product: polycystic kidney disease 2-like 1 protein
Exons: 15
Coding region: 112-2208 (698 amino acids)
Biological process (GO): detection of mechanical stimulus
Cellular component (GO): membrane
Molecular function (GO): calcium ion binding; calcium channel activity
Source: RefSeq, a predicted model, not a curated record